AGCGAGGUGCUUAUGACAAAGACUGUUGUGUCUAUUUGAUGAUGUUUAUGAUGGUUUUUCAUGGUGUUGAAACGGUACAAGAUGGUGUUGGGAUUUUUGACUUUGAUCCCUUGGCAGAUGAAGAUUUCAGGAAGUUUCUCAGGGCUUGUAUUUGUGGCACCAUUGUGUUGUCAGAUUUGAAUUGUUACAGAGAUGAAUAUCUGAAACGAAUGGUUGCAUUCAGGAAAUACAGGAAACAAGAUGUUUUGGAUGCCCUAAUUAAACAAAGGGAAGAGUUGACGCAGAAAUACAUGAAUGAUGCUUUAAAAAUUGAAAUUGUUGCAAGAAAUAGUUCGGCAAGGAAAUCCAAACAUGUUGAAACAGAAGAUGAAGCUGAGACAGAUGUCAAUUUUGAAGGGAAAGGACGUGGCAAAGGCGGGAGACGCACCCGAGGAGGCAGACGCGGGAAGGCACGUGGACGAGGUGCUUCACGUGGUUAA
This is a messenger RNA of Spinacia oleracea (spinach), 479 nucleotides long. RefSeq lists its product as uncharacterized. The transcript is spliced from 2 exons. Bases 39 to 479 code for a protein of 146 amino acids. The record is from RefSeq and is a predicted model, not a curated record. Lineage: Eukaryota; Viridiplantae; Streptophyta; Magnoliopsida; Caryophyllales; Amaranthaceae.